GUGCUGCUGCUGCUCCUCGGUGAUGGGCAGGGGCACUGGCCGCCGGAAUACGUUGAGCAAGUAGCGCUUUUGCUGCCCAUAUGCAGCUGCAGAAGUGGGGCUCGGCUCACGGUUGAAGAUAGGAGAAGAAAUUGGUCCGGAAGCCGAAGAACGGGGGGAGGAGGAAAUCUCGCGUUUGUAGCUUGUCUGCGUUCCACCACAUGUAGUGCACUGACGAAAGAGGACAGCAAUGAAUGCAUCUGUGUCUCAUGCGCCGCUGUACUUACUUCGCCUGACCUCCUUGCCCCAUCGGUGAAGGUUGCCAAAGUCCGCCUCCUGAUUCGUUAGCCACCUACAAAAGGGAAACGUAGGCCCGUUUCAAGUGUCUUCUCUUCGGGGGGAUUCGUUACUCUGGUGGAGGCUUCAUGCUUGCGGCUGGAGCAGGCACUGGAGGAGCAGUUGUGGGCCGAUGGGUGCCCCAUCUGCGUCGCGCCCAACCGCAAACGAAUGAGUAGCCAGCCAUCCAUCCUUUCCCUUACUGGUCGAGAGGCCGGUGGCCUUCAGAGACCCUAGGGGGGACGGCCGUAGUGUGACCCCCACUGUCAGCAGCAUUCGUUGCCUGCAGACAGACACAGAUACCGGGUAGUGUGUCUCCUUCAGGCGAAUGACCUACAUUGUUUUCGGGAGACGGCUGCCUCUCAGCUGAGGGCGCUUGUGUUGGCGGAGGAGGGGGUGUCAUCGACAAUACCCCAGGCAGGCGGCGCUUGCUUGUCUGAAAGGUGCACACGUAUUCGACUCAUGUCUCUGUAACUCAAGCCAAAGUACCUCGUUACUGUUGGUCAGGGCUCCCUCUUCGCAGAAGAGCUUGAAGUCCUUUAUUUCUUCGUUGCCCGUCAGUGCCACAUCCACAUUGUACGAAAACUCGGCGCUGCGAGACACAGGCAACGUAUAUUUGGCAACGACCCGACGAACGGAUGGACGGCUCUCGUUUUUCUUACCAGAUGGGCUCUGCUGACAGCUCUCCCUGAAGGCGUCCGACAUCUAUCGCACCUCCUCUCACUCAUCGUUCCUCGCCGCUUACAAUGCCAUAUGUUUUGAGGACGUCCUGCAUCACAGGUCUGCAGCUGUACCUCAACCCGUCCCUCAGCUGCUCAGCCUGCGUCUUGCCCUCCUCCCUCGGAUAGCUGGCGUCGAACAGACUCUGCUGGCACGCUGCAUGGACGUCUCGGUCAGAGAGGUAUUCCAACAGAGGCGUCCCGCUCUUUUGCGACUCCUCUUCCACCUGCGUACGUGUAGACACACAGAUGGCGGAGCCGCACAUGACCAAAUCUACUCCUGACCAGCAGGCCGCAGAAUUUCGUCCCGUUGUUGUUGCCCAUCAGCCCCAGCUGGAGGGCUUCCAUGACCCGGCCAUCCAGCUCCUCACAUGUGUCCAAAAGCUCACUGGCCAUGCCCGCCGUCGAUAAUUGCAGCCGCUCGGCCGCUGCCUUGAGCUCAUUCAAACAAAUCGGCUGAGAAAUCAUGUGAGUGUAAGGAAAGAGGCGCAUUGCAAUGGGUGAUAUCUGCAUCUCGCGUGUGUGCGCAGAUCACCUUGAGGGUGCCCUCUCCAAUCCGCUCUCCUGGGUUCGUCUUGGCCGCGGCGCGGUCCAUGAUGUCGUGGCAUACUGGGCCACACACACACACACACAGGUGCUGCAUGUGAAGGUGCUUUCUGUGUUGCAUGGAUCUGUGGUCUCACCUUGGUAGUAUGAAUGCUUUGGGACGAACUCAAAUAUCGCUUCUCCAUGCUGAGGCUGCGCAAAGGCGACGAAACUAAGCAAAAGAGCCCAGAUCUGCAUCACAACCGCACACCUACAUCACAGAAAGCCGCCCUUGCCAGAUCUUCG
Messenger RNA from Vitrella brassicaformis, 1865 nucleotides. The record is from the annotation of a GenBank genome assembly. NCBI's taxonomy places the organism in Eukaryota, Vitrellaceae.